Molecule: messenger RNA, 2719 nt
Organism: Impatiens glandulifera
Lineage: Eukaryota; Viridiplantae; Streptophyta; Magnoliopsida; Ericales; Balsaminaceae
Product: kinesin-like protein KIN-14U
Exons: 10
Coding region: 533-2521 (662 amino acids)
Biological process (GO): microtubule-based movement
Molecular function (GO): microtubule motor activity; ATP binding; microtubule binding
Source: RefSeq, a predicted model, not a curated record
CUGUUUUAGAUCGGUGAUCAUUGAUACCAGAGAUCUCAUUUCUCUUUCUCUCUCCCGCUCCCCUCUCGGUUGUCCAGGCUUUUUCUGACCAGUAAUGAUCAAUCAUUGAUCAAAUUUAUUCAUUGUGGAGUUCCACCACUUUCAACGUCUUCCAAAUCUUUUACAUAAUCAUUUGAAAACCCUCCACUCGUUUUGUUGUUUUCUCUGCAUCGAUGCUCAGAUUGCUGAAAGUUUAGUUUUUUCCUUUCUGGGUUUAUCCAAUACUUAACAUUAGUCUAUGAAAUUUGGAGAUUUUGCUCGAGAUUCACUCAAUAUGUGAAUGUUGUUACUCUUGAGUUGGGUGUCUCUGCUUGGUUGUUGCGAACUCGGCUUAUUGCAACUGCCAAGGCACAUUUCUCACAGUAUAGUUGCAUUCACUCGUGACUUUUUCUUAUUUCGUCUCUAGAUUUCAUUUCUAUUUUCUGGGUUUCCUUCAACCUGGACCUUCUUUUAAUCUUCUCUGUUCUUUCAAUUUGACUAUUGUGAGAGAGAUAUGUUAAUUUCACCAGAGAAAGAGCAGAUCUCAAUCUCAAUGCCUUGUCAAAGUGGGGAAGAGCCACUCGAAUCUUCUUGUUUGGACUCAAACAAGGACUGCUCUAAUGUGGUUCUUCUAGCUCCUGAAAUACCCAUCUCUCUUCCGGCUUACACUGACGUAAAUAUGGUUCCUGAGCAUGAAGAGGAUAAACUUCAGCAAACAAUCUCAAAGCUAGAAGAAGAGAUCGAGGAGUUGAGACUGGAGUUGACGUCUUUGGACAAGAAGAGGAGAGAUGCACUGAAUAAGAUAUUAGACAUCAAAGGUUGCAUAAGGGUGUUUUGUCGGAUUAGACCAAUUUUAUUGCCAAACAAGAGGGGUGAAAUACAUCAAUCUAUUUCACUUGAAUCGGACAAGGUUGUGGUAAGAUGUGCUGGAAUAAGAAAAGAAUUUGAUUUUGACAAGGUUUUUCCUCCAAAAUCAACCCAAGAGGAAGUGUUUGUUGAAGUUGAACCAAUUGUCAGAUCGGCAUUAGACGGGCAUAAUGUGUGUAUAUUGGCUUAUGGACAAACGAGUACUGGGAAGACAUUUACUAUGAAUGGGACUGAAAAUAAAGCAGGCAUAGUUCCUCGAGCUUUAGAAGAGUUGUUUCGCCAAGCCUCCUCCACGGCUGCUGGCUCCUUUUCAUUUACGUUUUCAAUUGGCAUGAUGGAAGUUUAUCUAGGCAAUCUUAGGGAUUUACUAGCUGCCCCUAAACCAUCCAUGAGAGCAAAUGGAACAAUAUCGAGAAGUAAUCUAAACAUCCAAACAGAUCCAAAGGGAUUGGUGGAAAUAGAAGGUUUAACUGAUGUUGAAAUAUCAAGCGUGACAAAAGCAGUAUGGUGGUACAACAAAGGCAGGCGGGUGAGGUCUACUUCAUGGACUAAUGUCAAUGAGACUUCUAGCAGAUCACAUUGUUUAACGAGGAUCACUAUAUCUCGACGUGGAGAUGCCUCAAUAGGAAAGGAAGAAGAAGUAAGCAAAUUGUGGCUGGUUGAUCUAGGAGGAAGUGAACGGGUUUUGAAAACUAGAGCCACUGGUCAAACACUUGAUGAAGGGAGAGCCAUAAAUCUUUCCCUUUCGGCUCUAGGAGAUGUCAUUGCAGCUCUUAGAAGAAAGAGAGCUCAUAUUCCUUAUAGAAACAGCAGGCUUACACAAAUUCUAAAGGAUUCUCUUGGUGAUGGAUCAAAGGUUCUCAUGAUAGUGCAUGUAAGCCAAUCAGAAGAAGAUGUUGGUGAGACUACUUGUUCACUAGCUUUUGCGACUAGAGCAAGAGCUGUUGAAAACCGAGAUCUCCCUGAGGAUCUGAAGAAACAGAAGGAGAAAAGAAUAGGUGAGCUUGAACAAACACUAAGAAAUACAGAAGAACAAUUAAGAAAUGUGGGAAUUGAAAAACAAAAGGCUGAAUUCUUGUUAAGAGAGAAAAGGAACAUCCUUACAACCAUGUACUGCAAACCUCUUGAAAAUGAUGACGAGGUAAAACAAGAAGUCAUUUGUCUACUUACAACCCCAACAACAACAUUGGUAGAGAAAACAGCUAAAAUUAGCAAAUCCAAUAACUGUAUCCCACGGUUCAUGAACUCCACCAUGGCUAGCCGUCAAAGGUUAAAUGCUGGUCAAGUUGAAAGGCAGAUAGGAGAAAAAAUCACACGGACUUGGGGGGGCAGGAGCUCGGUUCAAUUAUCAGGUUCUCAAUCGAUGAGUUAUUCAGAUCCCCACCAAUUCAGAACAUUGCUAAGAAAUCCCAAGAAGAAGUCCCGAUAUGGUGGGUUGAUGGAAGCACGAUUGGUUGAUAAUCCAGCACCAGGAGCCAUGGAGAGUUUUAAUAGUAGUAAUAGUACCAAAUGUAAUGUUAAAGAAGAAUACAGGCUAGUUGCUGCUGCUGCAUCGCAUGGCAAAACAGUUACUUCAGAUGUGAACUUGAAAGCUCCAAUUGGUCGCCACAGAAGAAGAAUGUCUAACCUGAUCUAAUAUAACAAUUGGUUCAUUUAGUUUGUUCCAGUUUGUUUGUUUGUUUGUUGUAUUGUUUUGUGUUUUUUUAGCACGAGAGCAUGUUGUUUCUUCUUAUAAGGUUGUGUUGGAGGUUUCUUUCUUUUCUUACCAUUGUUGUUGUACUAAUUCUCUAGCUAGUACAAUCAGACAAUUAAUUAUGUUUAUAUUUUCACUGUU